UCUUUCAAAAUAUUAAAAUAGAUACCAAACGCCACAAAUUCAUUGCAAUGUACAUAUGUACACUGUGAAACCGCAAAGAUGAAUGAUAGAAAACUAUAGCCGAAUAGAAAACUAUCCCGCAGUUUCUUAAUUCUGUAUUCAAUUGAAACCAAAUUCAUGGUAAUUCCUAAAACAUGCCACCUACACCAGAUUUCAAAGUUGCUGGCGAACAAUUCUAUUAUAUAGAAAAGAGCCACGAAAUCAAGGAAUCAGCCUUAAUCUCGUAUUUCGCAAGAAAUGAUCUCAUUGUUUUAAUCAGUAAUCUGUCAUAUGAAAUGUCCAGGAAAGAACUGCAGAUGCUGGAUUAAAUCGAAGAACGGCACAAGAUACUGGUCCACCUUAUAUCCUCUGAUUAUGUCUUCAGUCUUAACAGCACAUCGUCAAAUAAUGGACGAGCUUCUGUUAUUUGUUUUGACGUCGUCACAUUCUUACUUUAAUAAUUGCAAAAUAUAUUUUAAUUUAGUUAUUUUGUAACAAGAAACGACGGUUCUGAUUGGGGAUGAACAGCCAUGAUAACAUUGAAUGGCGUUGCUGGCUCGAAGGGCCAAAUGCCCAACUCCUGCAACUAUCGUCCAUUGUGACUUGACCAGUAGCAGUGUCGCUAUUCGUCUUAUUGUUGAUAAUGCAUGCUACAAGAAUUAUUUUUGUGUCUCUUUUAAAAUAUGGGGAAGGGAAAUAUCGGUGCUUCAUACCGAUUAUUACUUCAAUACAAUUCCCAGAAUAUGAUAGUCAUUGAUUGUGUUAUGUUAUGCACGGAUAUUACACUGGUGUCAACUUGUAUAAUACGUUGUGCAGCAAAACUGGACCAUGAGUUUAAGAUAAAAGAUUUGCGUGUAAAUUCAUAUGACUGGUAGACACAAAAUGGACCCUUCUUCAGACUCUCUCCGGAGAUACUGCCUGUCCCGCUGGGGUACUCCAGCUUUUUGUGUCAAUCUUCGACAGAUUGGGUUUGCUGGUUUACGAAACACGUCGCGAUCCUGAAUCCACAAUAAGAUCCCGAAUCUAGAUAAGGUUGACAUUUUAGAAGCACUGCAACAAUACAAAAUGCUGGAGUAUUUCAGCGGCUCAGGGCAGCAUCUCUGGAGAACAACGGAUAGAGCUAUCCACGUUUUCCAGAGAUGAAGCCUGACCCACUGAGUUACUCCAGCACUCAUAGUGUGGCUUCCCUGUUUCACGCUUGCAAUACGACCUGGCGUCUUUUUAUAACCCAGUCGUAAGUUUCAGAAGUCGUUUUAAGUUGCGAUCGGAAUCAGAGGUAACAUUUAAUAAAAACUUCCUGCUCUUAGUCUAAAUUUCAAAUUGAACCAAAUGUUUCUCCCUCACGCGUUGGGGGUGUUUGACUUGAGUAUUAUCCGUUACAAUGUCAUUCUUCAACCCAAUUUACAGCCUUUAUUUGUGUACGACGAUUCCCUGUGGGUAAGUUGAAACUUUGCUUUUGUUUAUUAAUCUGCAGAGUACCAAGUCGCAGAUAGACAACAUUAGAUGGAGUAACUCAGCGGGCCGGGCCAGGCAGCAGCUCUGGAGAGAAGGAAUAGGUGAAUGUUUUGGGUCGAGACCCUUCUUGUUCUUCUCUCCAGAGAUGCUGUCUGUCCCGCUGAGUUACUCCGGCUUUUUCUCUCUCCUCGUGGUUUUAAACCAGCAUCUGCAGUUCCUUCCCACGCGUUUCAAGUCGCUGCGGGUGAGAAUUGUACCUCGUGUGUAAGCAAGCCGAGGCGGAGCUACACUUCAGGAGAGCCCGGUGUGUGGGGAAUUGACCCCGUCGAGGGACGGUCGCUUCUUGCUCAGGCUUCAGGAAGCCGGUACAAUGGAGAGGUACGAGGCUGCCAUGGUCCUUGGAGCACUCGGGAAUGCCAUGGGCUAUUAUAACGUUACGGGUCACGGGUGCAACAAAGCUGGAUUCAAGCUGACCGAGUCUGAUUUAUCAGCAGAGAUAGACAUAAUGGUUUUUAAACCAUUUCAGUGGAGGGCUCCAUUCGAUACGCUCAUGCACAUGGCGACCGCCGAAGCUUUGGUUUGUGGAUGCGAUUCCAUGCAAGAAUUUUGCACUCAAGCUGCAAAGAGAUAUCUUCUGGCGUUGCACACCUAUCAGAAGUGUUCUUUACAACCAGUAUCAGAUGGAGCCCAAGUCCGAAAAAAAGCCUAUUCCUCAAAAAGAUACACAUCGGUAAAUAGAAAAGAACCUAAAUUUGGAGCGGCAGCGAGAACAAUGUGCAUUGGAAUGUGCUAUUCAAAGGCGGAGCAACUGAAUGACCUUCUGCAAGCCAGCAUUGAAUGUGGGCAAAUGACACAUAGUUAUCCAGCAGGGUUUCUCGGUACGUUCUCUACGGCAGUUUUUUCAUCAUUCGCUAUUCAAGGGAAGCCUAUUGCUGAGUGGGGAAGGAGGAUGAUGGAAUUGAUGCCAACUGUAGAAAAAUACUGUGAAAGGAAGAUGCAGCACUUCUCAGAUUUCCGUGAGAACUUUUUUUCUUUUGAAACCAAUUGGCAAUUUUACCUCCAACAGCGAGGGAUUGAGAAGGAUGGAAGUGAUAAGGCAAUUUUUCCCAAAACCUACAAUAUAGAAGAACAAAACAAGCUGUUCAGACACUGGUGUUCGGAAUCAACUGGGAAGGAUAAGGGCCUGGAGACAACAUUGAUUGCUUAUGAUGCACUCCUGUUUGCUGGUAGUGACUGGAAGAAGAUGUGCUAUUCAGCAAUGUUUCACCGUGGGGAGAGUGAUGCAACAGGUGCCAUUGCAGGAUGUCUCUAUGGAAUUCUCUACGGAUUUGACAAUGUUCCAACGAGUCUUUACAAGAACCUAGAGUUCAAAGGCCACCUUGAACUGCUGGGGAGACAACUAUACCACAUUGCUAUUGCAGAUCGAUCCUUGUGUCUCAGUGCAGAUCACAAUCCAAGAAAUGAGUCUACAGAUGUACAUCAAAUUGCCAGGAUGUUUGUGAACAAACGUACGGCAGAUGAGAUUAAUAAUUUGAUCAAUUACAUAGCUCAUCUGGAAAAGGUGAAGGAAACGAGCACUGAAAAGUCUGUCAGGUUAACAAACAUAUUUGUUACAACACCGCCCAACACUAAAGCAAAAACCGGUGUAAAGCCUCGGCCAACCAAAUUUCAGCUCCUCCAGUCAAGGUUUACAAAGAUCGGUUUUCAAGAUAAACUGGAGAAACUAGCACUUCCCGAGUCCAAGACAAAUAGAAUUUCAAAACGAUCUAACACCCCUGCAGAUUCUCAGAAUGGUGCAGUCAGUUUUACCACAGUGGGUAAAGGAGAUGCAUGUUUCACCAAAAUGCAAAACCUUAUGGACUUGCUGGCUGAACAAAAAUGUGAAAGUGCAAAAAUUCCAAAGGUAGAUGGUAGUCUCGGGAAACCAAUGAGUACAAAUGACGUUACAGCUGGAUGUCACACUGCUCCACAGCCUCACACUACCAAUCCUGAGCUUUCAACAGGAGAUAAAGGAUGCAUCGACUUGACCACAAUGCACAAAACUAUUGAUUUAGUAAUUCAACGGCAAUGUGAACCCAUUAAAAAUGAAGAUGCUACUCUGAAACAAACACAUAUCAAAAACGGCACCACAGAUCUUUAUUCAAACACUGCGCAAUCUAGUGGGAAACAUCCAAUUGAUACAAAGGAAUCCAAUGACACAUAUUCAGAGCCUGUCGGAGAAAGAGAUAUGCAUAUGCGACUGGAUUCCCCAAACCACCACAAACACAUGACUUCACCUGAACCAUCUGGGCAAACAGUUGCUGAAGUGUUAUAUCCAAAUACGGGUAUCCAAGUUGAUCACCAGACUAAAUGUAAGCUGACAGAAUCAAUCACUAGUGAUGUAGAUGAACACAGUGGACAAAAUGUACAUUUUGUUCCAAGUAGAAAUCAAAAGCUUCCUUCACAAGAAAUAAUGACAAACUCUUCAUUGAGUAUUUCGGGAAAAAAUCCAUCCAUUAUAACCAAUAUCCAAGAAAAUAAGUUCCAGACUAUUCGAUAUAAUGAAAGAACAAGGCCACCUCCAGGAAGAGAAAGCAACACACCUAUAGUUAUUGACUUUCCUAAUAUCAUAACUAGUGAUGGCCAGCACUGUUUAUUGCAAGUCAUUGAAGAUAUUUUAUCUAUUAAAAAUAACACAGAGGAAAAUCCACAACAAAGAGUGACAGAAAGUAUAGAGGAAACAACAAAAUCAUUAACAUCUAGCCCACAAUUAGUUUCUGACACAUCUAAGACACAAACACUAAAAGACACUUUGCAAAAACAAAAAUCCACAUUCACCAAUGGACCUCUAACAUUGCCGAAUGAUAAACAGCAUGAAAUCAACCAAGAUGACCAAUGGUGUACAUACAUGCUCAGUCAGCCCAAUGAGUUGGUUAAUGGAGUUAAAUAUCACGAUGUCAUGACAAAGGAACAUUCUCCACGAACAGAUACAAAACUGGUGAAAAAUACAAUCUCACAAAUGAAACACGUCAACCCAUUUGUCAACUUGAGUGAAAAUCAAUCAGUGGAUGAAACCACACAGAAUUCAGAGCCUGCUCCUAGAAUUCCCUUUCCUCACAAUGAAUUACUAGGAAUAGAUGAUGAUGAUACACGAAAGAAAUGCACUGGAGAAUUAGUCAUCACCGCCACACACCGCACACAUGUACUGCAAGGACAAUAUCUGCAAGUUCAAAAGGUGAACUCAGAGGAAACUGGCAAACCACAAACCAGAAGUCUGCAGCUAUUCACUGACCCACAUGAAGAGCAAAAGCUGAAGAGAAUUGAACCAAACUCAGAGUCAGGAUCCUCAAACAAAAUCCAAACACUGCCAGAGACACAGUCAACAGAAAAGAAAAAGGAUAAUCAGUGCAGAAAUAUUCCCUGUCAGUCCAGUGACUUGGGCUACACAGUUGUGCCGCUCAGAGUUGGCCAGGAGCAUCAACCUUCAGAAACACUGUCAGAAAUCGCACCGGCAACAACCUUACAAACUGCGAAUCCCGAGUCACUUCUCUGACUUGUACAAAAAGCAAAAGCUGAUCGAGAAUCCACAAAAACGGCAGCUAUUUGUCGUCACAG
Molecule: messenger RNA, 5067 nt
Organism: Leucoraja erinaceus (little skate)
Lineage: Eukaryota; Metazoa; Chordata; Chondrichthyes; Rajiformes; Rajidae
Source: RefSeq, a predicted model, not a curated record